Molecule: messenger RNA, 2771 nt
Organism: Lethenteron reissneri (Far Eastern brook lamprey)
Lineage: Eukaryota; Metazoa; Chordata; Hyperoartia; Petromyzontiformes; Petromyzontidae
Product: probable sodium-coupled neutral amino acid transporter 6
Biological process (GO): amino acid transmembrane transport; L-glutamine transport
Cellular component (GO): plasma membrane
Molecular function (GO): L-glutamine transmembrane transporter activity
Source: RefSeq, a predicted model, not a curated record
UUCCGGGUUCGCGGAUUCGCCUUACGCCGCGCUACAGAGUUUACAACUCCACGUUCUGUCCUUGACUUGUUCAUUGUUUGUUCGAGUCGGAGUGACGGCGAAGCGGCAGCGAUGGUUUCGCGGUCGGGCGCGAAGUGGACAUCACGCACCGCGUCCACGUCCGGCGAAGAGGUGGAGGAGGAGGAGCGGCCUCUGCUGACGAGGGCCAGCGACGAGCACAGGAACGCCGAUGGCCGGCGAUGCAGGGGCUCGUCGUCUGGCCUGGCGGUCUUUAACCUCACGCACGCCAUCAUGGGCAGCGGGAUCCUGGGUCUCGCCUACGCCAUGGCACAGACGGGCAUCGUUCUCUUCAGCUUGUUACUCGUGCUUGUGGCCUCUUUGGCUGCUUACUCCAUUCACCUGCUACUCAAACUUUGUCAGCAAUCAGGUGUCAAUUCCUACGAAGAUCUGGGAACACUUGCCCUUGGCAGGAAAGGCAAGAUCAUGGCAGCUGGAGCUAUUAUCCUACAGAAUAUAGGCGCAAUGUCUUCAUAUCUUUUCAUCAUCAAGUCUGAGAUGCCAAAGGUUAUCAGGGGCUUCUUGAACUACGAGCCAGCAGCAAAUGCUUGGUACAUGCAUGGGACCUACCUCCUGCUGCUGCUGGCUCUGCUGGUGGUGCUACCCUUGGCCUUCCUGCCAAAAAUUGGGUUCCUCGGCUACGUCAGCUGCUUCUCGGUGUUCUUCAUGCUGUUCUUUACCAGUUGUGGUAAAUCGCACAGGAAUAUUCCCCAUUCCACAUCAUUUCCCCCCUCCCAUCCCCUCUCCUCAUCCGCUGCACCAAUCAUACCCCCUCCACCUACUUGUCUGCAGGUUAUCAUCAAGAAGUUUUCAGUGCCCUGUCCUUUGCCUCCCACCAAUGUCACACUGGGAUACUAUACGCUUUAUAAUUCAAAUUCCAGCAAUUCAUCUGAUGCUUGUUCACCAAAGCUCUUCACACUUUCCCUCCAGAGUGCAUACGCAAUCCCUACCAUGGCAUUCUCCUUCCUGUGCCACACGUCCGUGCUGCCCAUAUACUGCGAGCUGCAGAGGCCUAGCACAGGCAAGAUGCAGAAAGUGGCGAAUACGAGCAUCUCCCUGGCUUUUAUCAUCUACUACCUUUCUGCCAUCUUCGGAUACCUGACUUUCUACAGCAGCGUGAGCCCGGAGCUGCUGGAGAUGUACGGACUGCUGACACGGCACGACUCACUGGUGAUGUCCGUGCGCCUCUGCAUUCUCAUGUCUGUGCUGCUCACCGUGCCCCUCAUCCACUUCCCGGCUCGGAAGGCGGUGCUCAAACUUGUGGCUGACGGUCGGCCCUUCUCGUGGCUGCACCACACCCUGGCCACCCUCGCGCUCAUCACGCUCGUCUUGAUUUUGGCCAUCUUCGUCCCAAACAUUAAGGAGGUGUUUGGUUUUGUUGGUGCGACCACCUCCACAUGCCUACUCUUCAUCUUCCCGGCCCUGUUCUACAUCAUCGUUAGCCGGGAGCCACUCCUCAGCCCACAGAAAAUGGGAGCGCUGAGUUUGCUUGUGUUCGGUGUCGCCGUGUGUCUGAUGAGCAUCACUCUCAUCAUCCUGGGCUGGGCACGGCAGCACCCACACACCAACACGCACAGCUGGCUCCACCGGGGUCUCGUCUAAGCGACGCGUUGCGCCCCGGUGUGCCACGUUGCGGUGGUACCAGCAAGGCCACAAGGGAGGCUAUUUCUGGUGCUGGCACGUGGCGGAGGGGGAAACAGAUUUGGUGCCGCUCGACUCCUCUGGGGCGAAAAUCUCCGCAGCUCAAUGUAAACACCUGUGCUGAUCCGAGAGGACUUUGCACGUGCGGGUGCGAUCCUUGCACAGAUUUUUUUUUAUUGUACGGGUUGUCCAAAUAUUGUAUCGCCGUUCGAUGGCAGUGGGCGCCCGAAGGUUUUGUCUCUCUCUUUUGGUUGUAAAAUAAUUUGGAGUGCACAGAUUUGCACGUGACCCUUGGGUUCAUGAGAUUAUGGUAACGGUUAAUGUAAGGCACACAAACGUGUGUGCUGUUGCCCACGUGACAUAUUGCAUGGCAAUGGAGGGGCGUGUAACUUUGUCUCUAAUAUGAGACUGUUGUAAUCCCAUGAACGUCCUGUACAAAUUGUCUUCUAUUUGAAGAAGCUCUUUCACAUGCUGCGCACUCAGAACUGUUGAACGUAUACGGUCGAUAAAAUAAAAAAAAUGCUUUUUCCAGUAUAGCACUGUAACUAUCAGAAAAUAUUGCAUGUGCUUUCAUAUCACGACCACAUAAAUGAAACGUUAAUUGAAUUAUCGAGCGUAUUAAAUGUUUUACGUUUAUGGGUAGAUAUUUUACUGCAGUAAUGUUUGUUUUAAAUAUGCACAUGUAUUUUCAACGCAUGUUUAAUGUUCACUUUACAAUCUUGCUAGGAGGCGCACAUCGUCACUUGAAUAAAAAUUGGUGAUGAAUUGAAGAGAUUACUAUUGGGUCACACACGUAUCGAUUUGCCGAGCAUGUGUGGAUGUGGUGAUUGGUCACUCGAUGCCUUCAUGGAGCAGUCGUUCGAAAAUCUACGACGCGAGUUGGAUUUCACUCAAGUUAUCCCCCCCCCCCCGUCCCUCCCUCUUUCUACUACGCCGUUUACAUAACCACUGUUAAAUUAUGUAUUGCAAACCGCUCCACACAAUUGCAUUACGGUUUGCGACGAAUAUCAAAGCGGGACUGUGCAGCGCACACACUCAAUGUUACGCGAGGUACGUUUGAUAUUUCUUUAAUG